Molecule: messenger RNA, 3537 nt
Organism: Solenopsis invicta (red fire ant)
Lineage: Eukaryota; Metazoa; Arthropoda; Insecta; Hymenoptera; Formicidae
Product: CAAX prenyl protease 1 homolog
Exons: 6
Coding region: 270-1595 (441 amino acids)
Biological process (GO): CAAX-box protein processing
Cellular component (GO): endoplasmic reticulum membrane
Molecular function (GO): metalloendopeptidase activity
Source: RefSeq, a predicted model, not a curated record
AAAUAUAAUUUAGUGUAGCUGCAAAAAUAACGGUAUAAUAUUUACGACUAGUUCAUGUUUAAUUGACAUUGUCACGUUUUGAUUGGUCAUGAUCCUAGAUUGGAGCUGCAAGCCAAUCGAUUUCGCCUAUACGUGGAGUUACGUGUUUACGAAUUUUUAACCUGUACAUCUUAUCUCUCUUAUUCCGCGCGUGGAACAGGAUAAUCGGGGAACUGGAGCAAACUAGAACUUGAAGUCCAAUGGGAAUAUCUUUAUGAUAUAUUGACGAAAUGGAGACAUUUGUGAAUUUUUGGGAGAGGCAUAUCCUCGAAACGGUUUUAUGCAUAAUAUGGUUAUUAAGCUUUUGGAAUUAUUAUUUGAACUUUCGCCAGAGAGCACUGCUGAAACGUCUAGUGGAUUUGCCAAAACAGAUUGAGGGUUUAAUGACUAAAGAUAUAUAUGAUAAGGCUCGUGCGUAUGCAUUACACAGAAAUACGUUUGGUAAUGUGCAGGAUUUAUACUCCAAGAUUUACAAUACCGUAAUCUUGAUAACUUAUGGCAAUUACUAUUUCUGGCAAUGGAGCAUUGCAGUAGCCAAGUACUAUGGUAUGAAUCAUGAGAGUGAAAUACUGCUAAGUGCAAUAUGUCUGUUUAUUAUAGGUGUAAUUACCCACAUAUCCAAUCUGCCAAUAGCGGUAUACGAUACUUUCGUUUUAGAGCAGAAACAUGGUUUUAAUAAACAAACAGCUAUGUUCUUUAUUAAGGAUGAAAUUAAAAAGUUUCUUGUGGCCCAGAUUAUCACUUUACCUCUUCUAUGUGGUAUGAUUUGGAUUGUGCAACAUGGUGGCGAUUAUUUCUUCUGGUAUUUGUGGAUAAUGUGUUUGGCAGUCUCAUUGUUUAUGAUGAUUCUGUAUCCGGAAGUGAUCGCGCCAUUAUUUGACAAAUAUUCACCAUUACCUGAAGGUGAAUUGAAGCAGAAGAUUGAAGAAUUGGCAGCUUCUUUGAAAUUUCCUUUGUACAAGCUGUUCAUAGUUGAAGGCUCCAAGAGAUCAUCCCACAGUAAUGCUUAUCUGUAUGGUUUUUACAAGUACAAAAGAAUUGUUCUCUUUGAUACACUUAUCAAAGAUUAUGGUAAGAAAGAUGAUGAUGAUGCUGAGAAGGGUUGUGAUACAAAUGAAAUACUGGCGGUACUCGCGCACGAACUUGGCCACUGGAAACAUAAUCACGCUUUGAAAGGAUUUGUUCUGAGCCAGGUAAUACUUGUAGCCAAUUUCGUUACAUUUGCCAAACUCUUGCGAUACACGCCUAUGUAUACCGCUUUUGGCUUUGUGGACAGUCAGCCGAUUCUUAUUGGUCUACUGAUAGUAACAAUGUACAUUUUAAUACCAUUGAACACGAUCUUUAAUUUUAUUAGCGUGGUUAUCAGCCGAAGACACGAGUUUCAAGCAGAUAAGUUUGCUACAAAGUUAGGCCAUGGUGAGCCUUUAAAGGCAGCUCUGUUAAAACUGCAAAAGGACAAUUUGGGAUAUCCUUUAUACGAUAAAUGGUAUUCCUGUUGGAAUCAUUCUCAUCCGCCUAUAAUUGAACGAUUGGAGGCGAUAGAUAAAACCAAAUAACAAACGAGUCUUUCAGUUUACGCAACUUUCAUAACUUGUUUGCAGAUGUAAAGAAUGAAGCCUGGAACUUACAGGCAUUAAUUGUUGUUCAUGUUAUUUUGUAUAUCAUAUAUAUUUUUCUUUUUAUCUUAAUUAUUCUAUCCAGUUGAGCAGACCUAAACACAGGUCCGAGAUAAUUAUGCUUCCUGUUUAUUGUCAUAAUAUCAAUGCGAUUCUGUUCUUACUGUAAUAUCCAUUUAUUACAAUCCAUUCUAAUUGGAUAAGAAGUUUUAAUAGAGCUUUACUGUUUACACUAUUAAUGUGUUUUUAUACGACAUAUUACAUUAAUAUAUUCCAGCGUUUAAUAUUUAUACACUCGACACUAAAAUUAAAGGAUCACCUAGUCUGACUCCCAAAAAUAGGUGUAAUUCAAGAGAGUGUUCCACGACGUGAAAUCAAAAUUGCACGCGAAUGUGGUUUACAGCAUACGACAGCAUGAAUCUUUACCUUUAAUUUGCGUAUUUGUUAAGCAUUGUACGAUUUUUUAUCACGGAGUUAUUCAACAUUGAAUGGUUUCUUUUGCUUCAAUGUUGAAUAAUUCAGUGAAUAAAAAUCGUAUAAUGCUCAAUAAGUAAGCAAAUUAAAGAUAAAGAUUCGCGCUUUUGAAUGCUGUAAACCGCAUUUGCGUGCAAUUUUAAGAGAUUUCAAGCUUUAAAAUGCUUUUUUGAAUAUUUUUUUAUGAUCAUUUUUGACAAAGUUACACUUUCUUGAAUUUCGCCUAUUUUUUUUGGGAGUCAGAAUAGGUGAUCUUUUAAUUUUGGUGUCGAGUGUAUAUGUAAACAUUUUUCGAGUAUCAUUAAUUGCGUAAUAAAUAAAGAUAUUUCGUAAGGUAUUUUCUCUAUAUUUAUAGGGAUUUAUCUUACAUUUGGAAUGUUUCGAGUAUAUUUUAUUUUUCGAAGAUAUAGUGACAUAUCUUGUAUAUAUGUUCUAUAGAUAUGUACCAGAAUUUGUGCUUUACUAUUCAAUAUAUCGUUACUUAUUAAUCGAUUAUAAUAGAUACAGAAAUGCCAUUAAGUAAAAGUAUAACUUUAGGAUAUGUAAUAAAUACAAAAUAUAAGUUGAUAUUCCAUUUAACAAUAUUGUUUUUACAAUACUGGGAAUUUGUAAAAAUAUAUCACGUUUGUGAAUAACCCACACAUUCUUCGUGUCAAUAGGUCUUUUUUACGACUGCAAAAAUGUGCAUUUAAAAUUUCAUAAUCCAAUUAUUCACAAUAUGACAAUGUCAAGGAAGAUAAUAUAUCUAUCUCGUCUAGUGAAUAUUCUUAUUAUUCAAUUAUAUAUAUGUAUGCAACUUACAUAAGUUUUCAUUAUGUUCAAUUAUAUGUGCACCUUAUAAGAGUCCAAUCUAAUUGUCUACAUGUUAAUGAGUGACUGAGCAACGACUACAUUAUUAUAUAUUUUUUCAUUCUUACAUUUAGUCUUGAAUGACUAAUCAAAAUAAAAAAAGAUAUAUAUGCAUGUAUGAGUGUGUAUUCAUUUUUAUAACAUUAGUUAUAAAAAUAAAUCUUGAUAUUUUCUUGAAAUAUUUGCGAUAUAAAUUGCAGCUAAGUUUGCAUUAUAGCAUAUGUAUAUGUUAGAUUACUUGUAUAACAUGUGAGUGUGUAUAUGUAUUCAAUAUAUGUUUAUAAACAUGAGAUCUUGACUUCAUUACGUAUUUCCAAUUUGAAAGUAUAGCGAAAAGUAAUUAUAUUGUAUAUAAUAAGUCAUUAACGAUUCCACAUUGUUUAUAAAAACGUGUUUUUGUUAAAGCAUUACCUAAUUUAAUCGUAAUACAAAUCGUAAUACUAGCUUUAUUACUUUAUCGCAAUUGAUUGAAAUAAGUGGCAAAAUUCCAAUUAAUUAUUAAACGUUAUAAGUUAAAUUAUUUCAACUUGUGAAGGAAAAUAAAGAUGCAUCAAAACAA